Fusarium verticillioides 7600 is the source of this 699-nucleotide messenger RNA. RefSeq lists its product as hypothetical. Bases 1 to 699 code for a protein of 232 amino acids. Lineage: Eukaryota; Fungi; Ascomycota; Sordariomycetes; Hypocreales; Nectriaceae. The transcript has 2 exons. The record is from RefSeq and is a predicted model, not a curated record.
AUGGCCUCAAAUCCAUAUGUGCCAAAUAUCUACAUCAUCGGACCGCAAUCUACGGGCAAAACAACACUAGUCAACGAAUUACAGGCUGAUCUAGAGCACGGGCUCGUCGACUCAUCUAUCGAUAAGCCACAAAUCGUCUCCGAGGUCGCCAGAAGUGUUCUUGCAAAACACAAAUACUCAGCAGAAGAUAUCCGAACAUCCAAAGUCAGGUGCCUCGAGCUCCAGCAACUCAUUCUCCAAGCACAAGCAGAGGCCGAGAAGGAAGCUCUCAAGACUUCGAGCUGGUUCAUAUCCGACCGUGCCGGGUUCGACCCAUUGGUCUACGCAAAACGAUAUGCCUCCCCAGGAGCCGAGAAAGAGCUGCAGCAACUCGAAACCUGGAAACAAGUCAAGGCAAGAAUGGAGACAUCUUUGAUCGUGGUCUGCGAAGCGGGCACCCCGUGGUUGAUGGAUGAUGGCGUGCGACUUAUGCCCGGAAGCGAGACAGAGUGGAUGCAAGUCUUUGAUGACUUUUGUCAAAUAUUGAAUAUUGACGCGGCGGGUUGUGCCUCGUGGAGGACAGCCCUUGCGUUUGCAUUCAUUGCGUGGUUCCUCCAUCUUCUUAGUGGCAUUCUUGGUGUAUAUGUCUUGCAGACUUAUAUCAAGCUUGACGAGACAAAGACCGAUUUGAAACAACAUGCAGAAAAGCUUGCCAGGUAA